Messenger RNA from Effrenium voratum, 8521 nucleotides. The record is from the annotation of a GenBank genome assembly. Lineage: Eukaryota; Dinophyceae; Suessiales; Symbiodiniaceae.
AGACACAUAUCUGGAUUCUUUUCGGCCGAUGAUGACGCGCCGCCUCUGCUUUCAGGCGGCGUUCCUUUUGACUGUGCUUGCGGCGGGCGAGGAGGUUGACCUUUCAUGCCUGUCCUUGGACAACAAGGGCUGCCCAUCGCUGGUGGACCCUUACCUCUGCCUGGCCAGCGCGGACGGGCGCAAUGAGACCAUCGCGGGGCGCAAGGUGCAGGGCCAGGCCUGCGUGUGGUGCAAUGGAGGGCUCUGCAAUGAAAAGGGCGCCAAGUGCGAGCCGUUCGAUCUGCAGAUGAACGGCGAGGGGUCUGCUUUCACCACCAGUUAUGUGAAGCAGCCGCUGGUGGCGCAGUGCCAGGAGGGUGUGGUGAAGGGCCACUUCGAGGUGGAGCAGCCAAAGCUGGACCCGCCCAAGAUGGACAACCUCGGCUGCUUGACCGUGAAGCCCGCUGGCUGCAUGGCCAUCAAAGACAAGCUGACCUGCUUAAGCAGCCUGGACGGCUCCGCCGCCGCCUCCUUCGGGGGCCUCGCCAUCCGUGGCCAGCCCUGCGUGUGGUGCGGCGGCCAGCCCUGCACUGAUGCGGGGGACUUCCCCUGCGCGCCCUACGAGUACCUGAGCAAGGGCGCUGGCAAGGCCUUCCCGCACCUCGCUGCCAUGAGCAUCACAGUGGCCGAGUGCCACGCCCAGGAGUUCGUUUUCACAGAGGAGGAUGUGGGCUGCCUGAAGUCCGCAGAGACUGGCUGCAACCAGAUCAAGGAUUUCGAGACCUGCACCAGCAGCAAGGAGGGCAGACCCUACGAGUACGUGGCCGGGUUCAAGGUGCGGGGCGAGCCCUGCGUUUGGUGCGGCGGUGGGCUGUGCCACGACGGGGCGCCCAACGUCUGUGAGCCCUACGACUACGCGCUGCACGGUGUAGGUAGCGCCUUCAACACCAAGUACAGCAGCGCCUCGCUAUUUUACAAGGCCUCCUGUGACCAGGACCAGAAGCCCAGGGCGGAGGGGCUGCCGCCGGACUGGCAGGUCCAUGGCAUCCGCAUGCAUGUCGACUGCGGCAAGCCCUGGCCGGUGUGGGACAAGGUCGGCGCGCGCUGCGGCUUUUGCAAGACCCUGGUGCCCAGCCUCAACGAGAAGUUCCACAGCUGUGCGGAGUACUGUGAGAAGCAAGGCGGCCUCCAAUGCAAAUCGGCGGCGCUGGGCUCCAUCAAUAGCUGCGACGUGAAAGAACAGAUCUCUUGCGACUAUGCAUUCCAGGUCUACCAGCACGGGAUCUGCGAAUGUGCGGCGCAGCAGAAGUUCGAGGACUUGAACUCGGCGUUCACCGCGGCCUUGCCGCCGCCGUCAGAGGCGGACCAGAAGUGCCUGAAAGAUGUGGAAGUUGGUUGCAGGCGCAUCAAGGACCAGCAGCAGUGCCUGAGCAGCCGAGACGCAGGUUGGGAGGAGUACUACCGGGGCAUCAAGGUGAGGGGCCAGCCCUGCGUGUGGUGCGGCGGCACGUCGUGCACCUCACGGGACCCCGACGCGCUGUGCGAAGCCUACGACUACCUGGCGAAGGGCCAGGGACUGGCCUUUGUGACGCGAUAUGCCACUCCGGAACUUGCCCGCGUGGCCUCCUGCAAGAAUGCGACAGCAGGGAAGGCGGGCGGGCCUUCGCCCCAGGCGGGUGUGCAAGCGAUGUACGGCCAGUGCGGCGGAACGGGCUGGAAGGGCUACACCAUCUGCGAGGUGGGCGCGGUCUGCAACGUGGUGAGUGCGGACUUCUCCCAGUGCGUGCCGGCCGCUACCGUGAAGGCUGGAGUGCGCGUCACUGCGCCGGAUCCCUUGCAGGAAACCCUGGGCGCGGCUGCCCCGCCCCUGUCUGGCUCGGGGCAGGUGAUUUCGGACACCGCCGCCAGCUGCUCCAGCCAUCCCAAGUGCGCCGGCCUGAAGUUGGCUGGGGACUGCUGCCCGAAUCCCGCCGGGGCGACCUUGGACUGCUGCUCCAACUAUCAGCCCUCCGACCUGAUCCUGGAGCCCACGAAAGCCACCCCGGCCACAGAGCUGGAAGCGGCGCCGCCGGCUGGCGCCGGCGCCGGCGCCGGCGCGGACUGGUGGAAGUCCCGGCCCUCGCAGGAGCAGUGCAUGUUGCCGGAGCCGCAGGGCUGUGGCUCCAUCCGCCACAAGCUCAUGUGCCUGAGCCGGGUGGAUGGGCGGUACGGGUACCAGCCCCACGGGAUCGCUGUGGGGGGCUCGCCCUGCGUGUGGUGCGGGGGCGGGCCCUGCACCUCCUACAGCGACGCGGUCUGCGAGCCCCAGAGCUGGCUGAAGCAGGGCCAGGGCAAGGCCUUCGCGACUUUAAACGCGGCAACGGGCUGGCUGGUCGCCAAGUGCCAAGAGGACCGCAAUGCGGUCUUCGACAACCUCGCGUGCCUGCGGCGUUCUGAGAAUGGCUGCAACAAGAUCCAGGAGAAGCACCAGUGCCUGAGCAGCACGGAUGCGCGGCCCUACGUGGAAGUGGCUGGCUUCAAGGCACGCGACCAGCCCUGCGUGUGGUGCGGCGGGGGGAUAUGCCACUCCAACAACGCCAACCUUUGCGAGCCCUACGACUUUGUCAUGAACGGCGCAGGCCAGGCGUUUAGCUACAACUUGGGGUAUAACACCUACAUGGUGGCCGAGUGUCAGGGCACGGAGGUGAUGCCGAUGAGCUACCCCCACGCGGAGCAGGAUGCCGGCCUGCCGACCCAGGUUCGCUGUACCGGUGCGACUUCCACCUGGAAUGGAGUGGGCAAGGUCUGCGGGGACUGCUCUGUGACGGUGCCCAACAUUUACGUGAGCUUCCGGAGCUGUGGUGAGUACUGCGCCGCGCAGGGCGGGCUGCGGUGCCUCAGCGCGAAGAAGGCCUUCACCCACAGCUGCGAAGUGCAGAGCCAGUAUAGCAUGACCUGCGACUCCACUUUUGAGCAGGGCGAGUUCGGGCGUUGCGAGUGCGGCAGCGGACAGGCUUCGGCGGAGAUGGUGACAAGGGCAGCCAGGCUGCCACAAAUGCCGUAUGCCCAGUGCGGGGGCCAGCAGUGGACGGGCCUCACGAAGUGCCAGUCGGGCAGCAGCUGCCUGGUGAUCAACAGCUGGUACAGCCAGUGCCUGCCGGGAGCGCAGUCCAACCCCGACCAGGCGGCGCAGGCCGCCAAGAACGCGGCGCAGGCGGCGGGCAUGGACCUGGAGGACCAGGCGAAGGCGGCUGGGGAGGCGGCCACCAAGGCGGCCGCCAGUGCGGGGCAGCAGGCGCAGGGCCAGGCGACUCGCGCCUAUGUGGCAGCCGCCGGCACCGCGGCCAUCUCGGGCCUGCCCACGCCCAAGGCCAGCGGCAUCGGAGAGCAGGCCGCGCAAGAUGCCGCGGCGCAGGCUGGCCUCUCUGGCGACGAGGCAGCCAAGACGACCGAGGAGGCAGUCAAGCAGGGCAAGGUCAUCGUCUUCGGCGAUGAGCAGACCUCGGAGGGCGCGGAGAUCGCCGGCACCGCGGCGGCCAACCACGCCAAGGACAUCGGCAAGACGGCGGAGGAGCAGUGCGUCAAGGCCUACGGGGCCGCGGCCACCUUUGCAGAGGUCUCGGGGAAGUCCCUGGAGCAGAAGGCGCAGCUGGCCGCCGGGGUGGCGGCGAGGGCCGCGCAGCGCGCCGGCCUGGCCGGCGAGGCCCAGGUGCGCUGCGUGGUGGCGGCGGCCCAGGAGAACUCCAAGGCGCACGGGGAGUUCGCGGACGUCACGGCCAACACCAUGCACCACGCGGGCGUCGCAGCAGCCACCGAGGCAGGCAUCGACCCCACGCAGGUGGACACCAUCGUUUCCGUGAGCAUCCAGGAGACCGAGCACAGCGGGGCCCAGAAGGUAACGAUCCCCCAGGAUGUGAUCGACAACUGCAUGGCGGCCGGCGAGGCGGCGGUGGAUGGCCCCAGCGCCGCGGCCAUGGUGGCCACCAUCGCGGGGAAGCUGCGGGGCAUGUCGGCGGCGGACACGGCGCGGGCCGCCAGGAAGUGCGUCUACGACGCAGCAAUCGCCAAGGGCAUGACGCCCGAGCAGGCCGCUGCGGCGGCAGAGGCGGCCGCCAGCACGGCCGCCAGCGCCGUGAUGCGGCCGGCCAACAACAGCCGGCUUCCCCCGCACCCGCUGGAGCGAGCCGGUGAAGACUGCUGGACUGCUUGCGGCAAGAAGUCUGGCCUUUGCGCCUUCUGCGGCAUCGGCAACGCCUGCUGCCGGAAGGACGAGCUCAACCCCACCAAGGAGUGCCGAGAUAUCCAAACCUUCCACACCUGGCACCACGAGUGCGUGCAGCCAGUGCACCAACAACAGGAUGUGAACGACGUGGGCCACUCCGUGAAGGAGGCGGUGGAGUAUGCGAAGGCCACGGGGGAGGCCGAGAAGGCGGUGGAGGAGACCCAGGCGGCGGGCGGCGGCGUGGAGAGCCAGGUGGAGGCGGCGGGGAAGGCGGCGGCGGAGAGCGUGAAGGAGGGUGGCCUGAACACCGCGGAUCAGGUCACCUCGGCCUACAAGUCCGCGGAGGACGCCGCGAAGAGCGCGGGGAUGUCGGCGCCCGAGGCGGACGCGGCGGCGGAGAAGGUGAGCCAAGAGGUGGCGGAGGCCGCCGGCAUGACGGAGCAGGAGGCUGCGGCCGCGGCCGCCGCCGCCGCUGCAGUGGUGCACGGCCGGCCUCUGGUAAAGCCGACCACGGCGCCACAGCUGCCUCCGCAGGUGGCGGAGGAGGUGCCUUUGAAGCCGCCGGUGGUGGAGCCCCCCGCAGUGCCAGAAGCGCCUGAGGCCGCCACGGGUGAGACGAUCUUGCCCAACCCUGUGCCGGAGUCCAUCAAGGAGGGCAUCGCUGCGGCCGAGACCAAGAAAGCGGAGAAUGCCCCGGUGCACGACCAGGCAGUGGCUGCCGCGGGCGCCACGGGAGCCUACGCUGUGGCCGACAAGGCCAGCCAGGACACUGCGAAGGACCAGGCAACGAAGGCAGCGGAGUAUGUGGCCCACAAGGAUGGCCUGCCCAUGGAUGAGGCCAAGAGCGAGGCCGAGAAGGCCGUCCAGGAGGCGAUCACCUCGCAGGGCGGCCACUUUGUUGAGCAGCCGAUUUUGCCGGACCCAGUGCCGGCGCCCAUCCAGGCGGGCAUCGAGGCGGCGCGGAUCGAGAAGGCACAGGACAAACCCCUGCACGACCAGGCCGUGGCUGCGGCAGGCACCACUGGGUCCCAGGCCGUCGCGGAAAAAGCCACCCAAGAAGCCGCGAAAGACCAGGCGACCAAGGCUGCAGAGUACGUUGCCCACCAGGAAGGGCUGCCCAUCGACGAGGCCAAGAGCGAGGCCGCGAAGGCGGUCCAGGAGGCGAUCGACUCGCAGGGCGGCCACUUUGUGGAGAAUCCCAUCCUUCCGGACCCGGUGCCGGAGUCCAUCAAGGCGGGCAUCGCAGCGGCGGAGGCCGAGAAAGCGCAGGCCAAGCCUAUGCACGACCAGGCGGUGGCCGCUGCGGGCGCCACCGGGUCCUAUGCCGUCGCAGACAAAGCCAGCCAGGAUAUCGCGAAAGACCAGGCGGCCCAGGCCGCGGAGUACAUCGCCCACAAGGAUGGGUUGCCCCUCAACGAGGCGAAGAGCGAGGCUGUGAAGGCAGUCCAGGAGGCGAUCGCCGCACAGGGCGGCCAAUUUGUGGAGAAUCCCAUUCUGCCGCACCCGGUGCCAGAGCCCAUUGAGGCGGGCAUCGCUGCGGCAAAUGCCGCGAAGGCGGAAGCCAAGCCCACGCACGACCAGGCGGUGGCGGCGGCAGGGGCCACGGGGUCCUCUGCCGUCGCAGACAAAGCCACCCAGGAAGUCGCGAAGGACGAGGCGACCGAGGCCGCGGAGUACAUUUCCCACCAGGAUGGCUUGCCCAUCCACGAGGCCAAGACCGAGGCAACGAAGGCGGUCCAGGAGGCGAUCGAUGAGCAGGGCGGCCGCUUCGUUGUAGACCACGUUGACAUCCUGCCGGACCCGGUGCCUGAGUCCAUCAAGGCGGGCAUCGCAGCGGCGGAGGCCGAGAAAGCGCAGGCCAAGCCUAUGCACGACCAGGCGGUGGCCGCUGCGGGCGCCACCGGGUCCUAUGCUGUGGGAGACCAAGCCACCCAGGAAAUCGCGAGAGACCAGGCGACCAAGGCCGCAGAGUACAUCGCCCACAAGGAGGGCCUGCCCAUCAAGGAGGCCGAAGAUGAGGCGGCAAAGGCGGUCCAGGAGGCGAUCAAUGCGCAGGGCGGCCACUUUGUGGAGAAUCCCAUUCUGCCGGACCCGGUGCCGGAGUCCAUCAAGGCGGGCAUUGCAGCGGCGGAGGCCGAGAAAGCGCAGGCCAAGCCUAUGCAUGACCAGGCGGUGGCUGCUGCGGGCGCUACCGGGUCCUACGCCGUCGCAGACAAAGCCACCCAGGAAGUUGCGAAAGACCAGGCGACCAAGGCCGCGGAGUAUAUCGCCCACAAUGAGGGGCUGCCCAUCAAUGAGGCCAAGAGCGAGGCCGUGAAGGCAGUCCAGGAGGCGAUCAAUGCGCAGGGCGGCCAGUUUGUGGAGAAGCCCAUUCUGCCGGACCCGGUGCCAAAGUCCAUCGAGGCGGGCAUCGCUGCGGCAGAGGCUGCGAAAGCGGAAGCCAAGCCCACGCACGACCAGGCGGUAGCGGCGGCAGGUGCCACGGGGACCUUUGCCAUCAAAGACGCAGCCACCCAAGAAGUUGCGCAAGACCAGGCGACCAAGGCAGCGGAGUACGUUGCGCACAAGGAUGGCCUGCCCAUCCACGAGGCCAAGAGCGAGGCUGCGGCGGCGGUCCAGGAGGCGAUGGACACGCAGGGCGGCCGCUUCGUGGCUCACCACAUUGACAUCCUGCCGGAUCCGGUGCCCGAGUCUAUCAAGGCCGGCAUUGAGGCGGCAAAGGCGGAGGAGGCGCAGGAGAAGCCCUUGCACGCCCAGGCGGUGGCCGCGGCGGGCGCCACUGGGUCCUAUGCCAUCGCUGACAAGGCCACCCAGGAAGUUGCGAAAGACCAAGCGACCAAGGCCGCAGAAUACAUCGCCUACCAGGAUGGCUUGCCCAUCCACGAGGCCAAAGCGGAGGCCGCCGCAGCGGUCCAGGAGGCGAUCACCGCGCAGGGCGGCCACUUUGUGGAGCCGCAGAUCUUGCCGGAUCCAAUACCUGAGGCCAUGAAGGAGGGAAUCGCCGCGGCUGAGACCAAGAAAGCACAGAGCGCGCCCAUGCACGACCAGGCAGUGGCGGCAGCUGGCGCCACGGGCGCCAAGGCGGUGCAAGAAGAAGACACGGAGACGGCCCAGAGGGAUGCCACGAAGGUGGCGGAGUAUGUGAUCCACAACGAGGGCGUUGCCAUUACCAAGGCCAGGGAGGAGGCAGUGAAGGCGAUGCAGGAGGCUGAGUCCGCGGGGUUCUUCGCACACCAGCGGGUGAGGAACACGGGCCAGGACUGCUGGGAGCAGUGUGGCCGACCGGGCUACUGCACCUUCUGCGGCCGCGGCGCAUGCUGCAAGGCCGCCAGCGCGGCGGCGGGAGAGGGGCCCUCGGAGUGCCAGGGGGUGCGGGCCUAUGCCACCACCGGCUACGAGUGCGUGUCGCCCACGGACGUGUUCGGGCCUGUGAAGUCGAAGGAGGAGGCCUCCACAAACGACGGCGCCUUCGUCAUCAGCGGCUCCGACACCAGCACGGAGGCUGAGAAGGGCGGGCGCUCGGUGGGGAGCUGGCUGCUGAUCUUGGGGUUCCUGGUGUCCCUUUGCAUCUGCUGCGUCGCAGGCGUGUGCUUGGUGCGGGGCAAGGAGGUGGCGAAGCCUGAGGAGAUUGUGCCGAAGAGGGUCACGCGCGCGCCCACCGGCGGCGUGGCAAAGCCCCUGAUGGGCAAUCGCGAGGGGCAGGACUUGGAGCUCCAGGCGCCCCUGCGGUCCGGGGGAGCGCUGGGCAAUGCCCCGGUGGCGAGCUACGGGCAGGCACCCUGGUCGUCUCGCUCCAUCCCCCAGCCAGCCAAUGGCUCCAUCUCCCCAUCUGCGUAUCGCGCAGCGGCUUCACAAGGCUACGUGCCUGCCCCUACACAGGAGGACCAGGGCCCGCUGGCCUCGAGCUCCCGCGGACCCGUGGCUAUGGCAUCAGUGCCCAUGGCAUCCAUGGCAUCAGUGCCCAUGGCAUCCAUGGCCUCGGUGCCAAUGGCAUCACAGCCUCAGAUUCCGGCCAUGCCGGCACAGGCCUCAGCCUUGGGGCCGAUGGCAGCGGGAGCGGCGAUGGCUCCGCUGCCAGCCCAGGCAGGCGCGUUGCUGCCUUGGUCCGGCUUUGAGGGCCUCGCUGCCCAGUUCGACCGCAUCGACCAAAACCACGACGGGCGGUUGAACCAUGCAGAGUGGGACGGCAACAUGCAGGCGGCUGUGCCGGCACCUGCGUCACAGGGCCCAAGCCCGAGCGUCGUGUGCGCCAACUGCGGGAACCGCUACGCCCCGGACGCCGCCUUCUGCCGCAAGUGCGGGGUGCAGCGGCCGAUGUUGGUCGAGCCCGUAUCACGCUGA